This is a messenger RNA of Oxyura jamaicensis (ruddy duck), 324 nucleotides long. RefSeq names its product putative inactive cytochrome P450 2G1. The annotation marks the transcript as partial. Gene Ontology annotation, cellular component: intracellular membrane-bounded organelle; cytoplasm. The transcript is spliced from 2 exons. NCBI's taxonomy places the organism in Eukaryota, Metazoa, Chordata, Aves, Anseriformes, Anatidae. Gene Ontology annotation, molecular function: oxidoreductase activity, acting on paired donors, with incorporation or reduction of molecular oxygen, reduced flavin or flavoprotein as one donor, and incorporation of one atom of oxygen; heme binding; iron ion binding. The record is from RefSeq and is a predicted model, not a curated record. Gene Ontology annotation, biological process: xenobiotic metabolic process.
GGCUGCACCAUCUACCCCGUGCUGAGCUCGGCGCUGAAGGACCCCCGGCACUUCAAGAACCCCGAAGUCUUCGACCCCCAGCACUUCCUGGAUGAGAAGGGGGCGUUCAAGAAGAACGAAGCCUUCAUCCCCUUCUCUGCAGGGAAGCGCAUGUGCCUGGGGGAGAGCAUGGCGCGGACGCAGCUCUUCCUCUUCCUCACCGCCAUCCUGCAGCGGUUUCGGCUGCGGCUCCCCCCCGGGGAGGCCCCCCCGGAUCUGAGCCCCCGGGUCAGCGGCAUCUCCAACGUCCCCUGGUCCCUGCGGGUCUGCUUCUGCCCCCGCUGA